Eutrema salsugineum is the source of this 4964-nucleotide messenger RNA. RefSeq lists its product as uncharacterized. Gene Ontology annotation, biological process: regulation of defense response to fungus. The coding region runs from base 142 to 4650 and encodes 1502 amino acids. The transcript is spliced from 3 exons. NCBI's taxonomy places the organism in Eukaryota, Viridiplantae, Streptophyta, Magnoliopsida, Brassicales, Brassicaceae. The record is from RefSeq and is a predicted model, not a curated record.
UUGUAGUUCUUUUUGCCUGAUCUGAUUCAUAUUAUAUCUCUUCCUCCUCCUACUUGCGUGCUUGAAAGAUCACCAACAAAGAAUUAUACAAACUGAAGAAAAAUAAAUCAUACAUCAAGGGACAAGUCAAUAUAGCAAACAAUGAUGAAGAAGAAGAAACAGAGCAGAUCCCAAUCUUCUACCGAGAAAAAUCCCAAGAAAACUCUUGAGCCAUCCUCAGAUUCUUCACCGUCACCUAGACUCCUCUCCAUUUUCCGUUCCAAGUUGGCAAGUGGUAAAGACUUGAAGCAUAUGUUCAGAGGCAUGAGGGGUAAAACCGCACCCGGAUUGUCUUCUCAGUCUAGAAUCGUGAGAUGUCCCAAGUGCCACAAGCUUCUCCAAGAACCUAUAGACGCGACUAUUUACAAAUGCAGUGGAUGUGACUCGAUUCUCCAAGCAAAACGUUGGGAAUUGGAAGGAAAUGAUAACUCAAUUCCAGAGGCUCUCUUCUCUUCUCAAAACCACAGUUUAAGUAACGAGGUAGGAUCUGCAGAAGGUGGUAGUAAAACUCCAAUGAGGAGUACUCACCGGAGGGUAUCUCCUUCUGUUGAAAGAGGUUAUCAUUCAGAAACUGUUUACAAGAAUGAGACAUCCAAUAUCCGGAGAGAGUGGAUGAGAAGGGCUGAUGAUUUCAGUGUGACCGGUGGUGAUUCUGAUAUGUUUGCUUCAGCAAGAAGCUCUCCUUAUCACUCACGCAGCAAUGCCUCGGAGUGGACACAGCAUGAGGGGAGAUAUGAAGAGCCGCCUCGGGUUCCUUACUAUCCAGCUAGUCCUUCUCCUUCUUCUUCUGCAUAUGAAUAUGGCUACAGUAGUCCUUUCCACGGGUCUCAAGUUUCUGCAUCUGAGCAGUCUUAUUAUCAUUAUCAACCAAACCAUUUCAAGCAAUACGGAAGAGAAGGCUGGUUUCAAGAAUCUUCUGUUGCUUCACCGAUUCGUUUUCCCGGUGAGACAUCUGAUGGAAGGUACUAUCAGGGGUCUUCUCAGUCUCAGCUGCAUGAUCUUCAGUAUCAUAAUCUCUAUGAAUCCAGUAGCUCUGCAACCCCGCAUCGCUCUGUGUACUCUGAGCGUAGUUAUCAAGCAGCUACAUACUCUGAGCAUUCCAGGGGAGUUUCCAAAAGUGAGACAAGUAGUGAGAAGAGCUCUCUUAAGGACAAAAAGAAGUAUAUCAGAAAGAGGAAUCCUGUGAUGAAGCGUCAUGUUCUUCCUACAGCGGGUGGAGCGCCUUUUGCAACUUGUUCCUACUGCUUGGAACUUCUACAGCUUCCUCAGGUGUCUCUCCUCGGCAAACAUAAGAGAUACGAAGUGAGAUGUGGCAGUUGUGCAGGUGUACUUAAGUUCUCUGUUCGAGAGAAAACAGAAACUGUUCUCGAUUCACCUAACUUUGUGGGUUCCGGUACGGGCUUUGCUGAUGAGACUCUUACUAUUAAUCAGGAUUCAGCUUCAGAAGGUCGAGAAGAGAUUUUUCCGGAUGAUAGUCAUCUGUCGAGUUCAGACAGCGGCUCUGGAGAUAGAAUCUGCAAAAGCACCGAUGCUGUUAUCUUGAGGCAGAAUCUGGAAACAUUUGAGGAUAAGGGGAUUAUUAAAGAAGACAUAAGGAUCAUAUCAAGCAAAUUUUUAGAUUCGGAAUCGGAGGCGUUGCAGCCUCAGUGGAAGCCUUCCCCGAACCACAAGUUAAAGAAACAACAACCUGAAUCAAGUGAGUCUAUUGGAGAGACUUCACAGAUUCAUGUAGAGCAAUCUGAGGAAGCUUGGUCAGAGAAGUCGGCCGAGAUGGAUGAUAACAUUGUUGAAAGAGUCGGGUGCGAUUUAAAGGAGUCUGGAUAUGAGAAGAAUGAGCCAAAAGAGAUAUUUGGAAACGGAUCAGGUGAGUCCUUAGAGGUUCCAGUAUACAAGAACGAAAGAAUGAGUUAUUCAAGUUCGGAAGCUGAGACAGUUGCAGAGAGACUGGUAUUUCAUGGUGAAGAACCUGCAAACAAGAACGAACAUGUGAGUGAAACAUGCGUAUUCUUUGAGAACACCAGAGACACUCAAGAGUUUGAUUGGGUGGACACUCAAGAAAAUAAAGAACAUGGAGGUGAACGUAAAUGGGAAGAUAUCAUGGGAGACACUGAAGAUUCAUUCUGUGACAGCGGCUCAAGCAAUGUUGAAAUAUUUGAGGAUACAUCGGUCAAUGAAGAUACAAAGCACAUAUCAAACAAAUUUUCAGAUGCGAAGCCAGCUACACCACAGAGUCCCCUGAAAUCUUUGGUAAACGAGCGCUUUAUAGGAGAUUCUGACCAAUCAGGUAAAGCUACAGUUACAACAUCCAGUAUCCAUGAGGAGCAGUCCAAGUAUGAGUAUGAGAACUUAAACGAAAGACAAGAGUCGGAUAAGACCAUUAGUGACAGAGUCAUGUCUGAGUUAGAGGAGUCUAGAUACGACACAAAUGAAACUCUUGAGCCGGGCAAGGUGAGCGAAGAUGGAUCUGUUCUUUCUCUCACGAAGGAGAGUGAAACAUUCAAAACAAGCAUAGAAGGCGAGACAGGUGAAAAGAGAUCGGAAUCUCAUCAAAUGGAUUCUCCAAACGAGUAUGUAGAAAAUUCCAAUGACACACUCGAACCAGUUUGUUUAGAAGGAAGCGGGUAUGCAGGUGAAAGAGCAUGGGAAGAGACAAUGGAAGACAGAGCAGGGUUGCAUUUGGAGGAAUAUGAAAGCAACUAUGAGAAUUACAGCAAACCACUUGAAUGGACUUCAGAAAGAGCUCCAACAUUUCAUAUGCAUGAGUAUGAGCUGGGGACAAUAUGUGGACCAGAAGAGGACGCUGAUGGAAGAUCAGAAUCCAGUUCAAAGGGUUCCUUCAGUGACCAUGGAAGUUCAGAAAAGAGUGUGAGAACUCAAGCUAAUAAAGAAGAUCAGUCCCAGUAUGAGUAUGAGAACUCAAGCGAGAGAGAAGUGUUGAGUUACACAGUUUUUGACAUAGUAAGGUCUGAGUUACAGGAGUGUAGAUAUGAGACAAAUGAAACGUUUGAGCAAGGCAAUAUGGUCGGAGUAGAGGCGAGUGAAACAAUCAUAGGCGAAACAAGCGAAGAUCGGUCGGUAUCUCAUCAAAUGGCGCCACAAAACGAUAAUGUCCAAAAUUCCUACAGAACAAUGGAACCAGUUUAUCUGGAAGAGACGAUGAGAGAUGAAGCCGGGUUGCAGUCGAAGGAAUAUCAAAACAAUUCACACGAAUGGACAUCAGAAAGAGCUCCAACAUUCUGUCUGCGUAAGUAUGAACUAUGGACAAUACCUGAACCAGAAGAUGAUGCGGAUGGAAGAUCAAUAUCAAGUUCAACGGAUUUCUUUCAUGACCGUGAAAGUUUAAAAGAGAGAGAUGUGGCUUAUGAAGAGGAGCCUUGGCUGGCGGAUGAGAACAAAACCGAAGAGCUGAAAGUUGGUGUAGUGGUUGAAGAUGGACCAACAUUUCACUUGGAAAAGUGCAGAAAUGAUUCAACGAAAUUGGAAGAGAUAGUUGAAUGGACAGUAAGAACACCAACAUUUCGGCCGCAUGAGUCUGAGCUAGGAACAAUGCUUGAACCAAACGAGGAUGCUGAUGGAAGAUCGGAAACUAGUUCAACAGGUUCCUUCAAUAACCAUGAAAGUUCAAAAGCGAGAGCUGUGUUUCACGAGGAGGAGCCCCAGCUGGUGAGCGAUAGCAGAACCGAAGAUCUACAAGUACGCGAAAUAACAGAAGAUUGGGUAUCCCUGGACUUGGACAAGGGUGAAAAUGAAUCAAUGAAAGUGGAUGAGACAUUUGAGUGGACUUCAGAGAGAGCGUUAACAUUUAGUCGCCGUGAGUAUGAGCUAGGGACAAUGCUUGAUCUAGACAAGGAUGCUAAUGGGAGAGCAGAAACUAGUUUCAGGGGUUCCUUUAAUGACCGUGGAAGUUCAAAAGAAAGAGCUGUGAUUCACAAGGACGAGCCUUGGCUGGUGGAUGAUUAUGAAACCAAAGCGGUAAAAGCAGGCGUAAUGGUGGAAGAUAGACCAUCAAUGCACUUAAAGAAGUGCGAAAAUGAAAAAAUGGAAUUGGACCAGAGAUUUGAACCAAGGGAUGACAUAUUCAGGCUCAAUCUUGAUGACACACUUGAGCAAGAGAAGAUGAUCUUUCAUUUGGAGAUGUCUCAGAAUAAGCAAGAGAAUCUAAGGCAGACCUUUAAACAUGGUGAGGCUGAAGAAGAUAUACCAGAAUUUGGUUCAAGUGUAUCUUCAGAGGGCCAUGAAUCUCCACGUAAAAUGGCAGAAGUAUAUAAUGAAGCUGAAGAAGAGAUGUUGACAGACCAUUUAGAGAAUCUGCAGCAAGAGAAGGAGAAGUCAGGUCUAACCUCUGAACCUUAUGCUCAUUUCUAUAACACAACAGAACCCUCUGAGAUUGUGGGUUUGCGUCAUGCGUUAUAUCAAACUUCACCUCUACGGUCACCUCUCAGUUCACCAAUUCAUACUCCCAUUGGUUCCCCACUGCAUUACCUGAUGGCUUCACCAAUGCGUUCUCCGAUAGCUUCACCAAUGCAUUCCCACAUAGUUUCACCAUUGCGUUCUCCCAUCCACACAUCUGGAUCACUCUCUGAUGUGUUAUUCUUUGGCAAGAAAGUUUAGUGUCAAGAAAAAACAGAUAAGCAUUCAUACAAGGUUGCUCAAGACUUUUACCUGCGAUGCAAAACAGUGUGUACAUUGUUUCUUUUUUUUUUUAAAGUGAUUGGAUUACAUGUAAGAUUUUCUACGGGUGUUUUAGAUGAACCAAAAGAAAGAAAAAAAGAUUCACUAUGAGUUUUGGACAUAGUGAAUCCUAAAUGAUGUAUCCACAGAGUCAUCAGUAAGCCCAAUGUUACUGUCAUUUGUUUUGUGCAUGUUUUAGAGAAGAAUCAAGUAGAUUUUGUUUAUUGAAACUUGAAUUAUACCAACAUUUGAUC